AUGACCUUCAGCCGGACGAAGAAUAAGCGCGAAAUGCCUUGGCCUACUGUAGGCACCUGCUGCGAAAUGGUGGCCGAUAUCGAUUGCGCCAAGAAUAAGGUGAACACGAAGAUUGCGAAAAUCGUGGAGACGGAGAAGGGCUAUGAGCAGAGUACGGUAGACACCCCAAAAUUCAACCUGAUGGCCAAUCUGGCCAUUUCCGAGGAUUCUGAGAAGCAGGUGGAUGUCGUUCACGUGACGGUGAAAGGGCGGACCGGAAAGUUGAAUUUCACGGAUGCGAUCCGGAAAGCUGUUGCCGAUUGCUAUGCCAAGAGACCGGUAUCUCUCGGCGGUGUCUUCAUCAUCCGAAAGGGAAAAGCCAAGCUUCACGUGAUGCCCGAUUUCCCGGCUUGCCCAUGGAACACUGAGGAUGAGAUCACGGACAAAUGGCUGCGCUACUUUGAAAUGUCAGCCCCGCUCGUCUGCUGCACUGUCAUGCAUUCCAGUGAUCCGGGACAUCAGCUAAGAAUGGAGCACACUCAUUGCUUUUCGAGCCAUGGCGACGCCGGCCAUUAUCACUACGAUACCACCCCGGAUGAGGUGGAAUACGAGGGCUGGUUCGCUCCCGCUAUCAGGGUCUACAGAAUUGACAAAAUU
Mesorhabditis spiculigera is the source of this 636-nucleotide messenger RNA. Lineage: Eukaryota; Metazoa; Nematoda; Chromadorea; Rhabditida; Rhabditidae. The record is from the annotation of a GenBank genome assembly.